Phyllotreta striolata is the source of this 612-nucleotide messenger RNA. The record is from the annotation of a GenBank genome assembly. Lineage: Eukaryota; Metazoa; Arthropoda; Insecta; Coleoptera; Chrysomelidae.
AUGCCGGUUAGGGUGGAUAUAACACCUCCCCUACCGGCUAAUUCAAAACAACCAGGAGUUACCAAGUCUCUGUUAUAUAACGGAUCGAAAUUUCAAGGUUUUCAAAAGUCAAAAGGCAACAGUUACGAAGUGGAAGUGAUUUUGCAGCAUGUCGACGAGGAAAAUUCCUAUUUAUGCGGCUACUUACAGAUCAACGGGCUCACCGACGAAUAUCCCAAACUCACCACGUUCUUCGACGGUGAGAUAAUCAGUCAGAAAUAUCCGUUCCUCACUAGAAAAUGGGACGCCGAUGAAGACGUCGAUAGGAAGCAUUGGAGCAAAUUCUCCUUAUUCAGCCAAUACGCGAAAACGUUCAAUUCGGAUUCGUUCGAUUACAAAGCUCUUGCCAAUACGGAUUACGUGUUUAUGCGAUGGAAAGAACACUUUUUAGUACCCGAUCACACGAUUAAGGAUAUAUCGGGAGCUUCGUUCGCCGGUUUUUAUUACAUUUGUUUCCAAAAGUCCAAAGCUACAAUCGAGGGAUAUUAUUACCAUAGAAGUUCGGAGUGGUAUCAGUCUUUAAAUUUAACUCAUGUGCCUGAAAACAGUAUACAAAUAUACGAGUUUAGGUAA